AUCAGAUCUUCACUGUGUGCAGAAUGAUGGAGAACUGGCUGCAGGCCCAUCCGAAGCGUGUCUUGGUGUUACACUGCAGGGGAGGUAAAGGCCGACUCGGAGUUCUGGUUGCCUCUUACAUCCACUUCAGCAGCAUGUCAGCCAGGUAACACCGACGCCAUGUGAUGCCAGUCCGGUUGGACACAGUGAUGAUGCAGUCAUGUUGACGUUUAGCGUUUACCAGGUUGAAGUUCUUAGUUUAGCAUGUCAGCAUUUCCACCUGAUGCCAAACAUCAGGAAGUCACCAAAGUGGUUUCGAUCAAGAGAGACGAGUGAAUGCAGAAAAGACCAGCGUUUGUUUCAGCAGAUGAUUGCCAGUCUUGUCAGAAAGUCUUAGACUGGACAGGGAGAUUUUGGGAUUGAAAGCCGACGCCCCCACGGAGUCCACACACUGGUGGUGCUGAUGGUGGCUGAUGAUGAUGAUGCUGAUGGAGCUGGUGAAUCUUCGUGCUGAUGAGGAGGUGUGGGGUUGUAGUGCAAUGAACAUUUCAGCAUCUUGAGGAAAGUUUAAAUGUGUGGUCUGGUUUGAUGACUGACUUAUUAACUCUCCUCAUAAUCAAUAGUGUGUCACAUUUAAUUUGAGUAAAGGAGCUGGACACAGUGCUGAUAUUUACCGGAUGUGUUUGCAGAUCAAAGAGCUCCAGCAGAACAACAGAGAGAGAGCUAACAGAGGCUGAACUACUGUACGUCUUAGCAGGCAAAGUGCAAGACGGCUGAUUGAAGGGACUUUGAACUACACUGUUGUUUGAUUUUGGGGCAGGGAUUUAGUUGCUGUUGGACACCUAUAAUUUAUGUAAUCUUAAUUUGCCAGAGUCAAGGCCUAUAACACAUGAAACCUAUUUAAUUUCAGCCAAAAGGCAUUUUUUAAGCAAACAUUAAAAGUCUGCAGUUUAUGCAGCAGCAUAUUUUAUGGUUGAUAUGUAAACUAUUAAACGCUCACUCUGACUGACACAUUGUCUUAUAAUGAGAAUGAAGUGAAAGUUCAGUUUGAAGCAGAUCAGAGGAACCUCCUCAAAGAGGAAGCUCGGGUUGAUUUCUACACUGUUGGUGUGUGCGUGUGUGUGUGCACCCUGUUCAUGGCUGAACAGCUGACCGCCUGCUGGGAAAUAUCUGAUUGUGAGCAUGUGCCUCUGAGACCGAUCAGCCUGAGUGAGUGCAGUGCAGACGUUUCUCUCGACCACUUUGCCAUGAGGAGGUUCUACAAUGACAAACUGUCUACUGUGAUGACCCCCUCGCAAAAACGGUAUGUGCGGAUGUUGAGCGGCAUGUUAAAGGGAGGACUGAGGUUGAGUUCCUCUCCGUGUUUCCUCCUCUGUGUUGUUCUUCAUGGUCUUCCUAAAAUAAGACCAGAUGGAGGAUGUUGUCUCUUCCUGAGAGUCUACCAGAGUCUGCAAGCUGUUUGCACAUCAGCAGUCUACCAUGUUCAUGCAGCCCAGACAGACCAGCUGUACAUUGUGCUCCAACCGGCUCAGCUGCUGAAGGGGGACAUCAUGGUGGUUUGUUAUGACAAAAACAGUCAGUCAGCCAGCCGUCAGGUCGUCUUCCGUCUGCAGUUUCAUACUGGCGUCAUGCAGGGACACACCCUCACUUUCUUCAAGGCGGACCUUGACUGUGCCAGUGAAGAUCCCAGAUUCCCAGAAGAUGGAAAAGUGGAGCUGCUAGUUUCUGACCGACCUGAAAAGAUCAGAGGCAGGGAGCUGUGGCACAACGGACGCUGCGUGACGGUGGACUACGACACCUUGGACCCUUUGGUGAGACGAGAUUCAUACCAGGACACGGCCUCGCUCGAAACAGGUCCACCUCAGGUCCUGGACCCUGGAAAUGGCAGCUUGUAUGCCAGAGUGAGGAAGAAGAGUAGCGAGGAAGGAGCUUUGUUCUCCCCGACCACCAGCAGCCCCAGCCUCAGUGACCGAACUCCAUCUGCCGGCAGUGAUUCAGGCCUGUCUGUUGCCUCACAGGGACGGACUGCAGCGGGACAGAGGACAGAAGCCUCACAGGACAGGAGCACCCAGGCAGGGAGGCUGCUCCCUGGGCUGGACUUUGAGAUUGCUCAGGAUCUUCUGGAGAUCAUGACUGAGCUUGCUGCUAGUGGAGGGGAGGCGGGGGUGGCUGCAGAUGAGUCUGGACUGGAACUCAAUAUCAAUGGGGAGGCUUCGUCCAGCGAGAGGGAAACUGAUAUAUUAGACGACGGAGGAGAUGGUGAAGCAGCUCCUGCAUUAGACAUGCCCAACUCCAGCAGUGUCUGCUUCCUCUCCUCCAAGAACCUGCUUGAAACUCACACGGAGUACUCCACACACUCCUGGGUCAGGCAGCAGCAGAUGGUUGAUGUCGUCACUGAUACCUACCUUGAAGUAGACGGAGGAGGGAGGGCCAACAGGGUGAGAGAAGAGAGGCCGUCACAUCUGGUUGCUCCCGACGCGCCAACUCGAGGGAUCAGCAGCAGGGAGUCGGUGCAGAGAAGGUUGGUGGACGAGGACGGCGCCCACCACGUCACACCGAAAACAGACGUUACACAUGACAUGCAGUCUGUCAGUAACACACACGCUUCGUCUUGCCAAGAGGAGGAUUUGGCGACGUUAAACACAGACAUUGACGAGUCUAUAGAGCAGCUGAACCAGCUGAUUUUGGAUUUGGACCCCACUUUUGUUCCUGUUCCUACCCGCUGUGCCCCCCUGUCCCGCUCCACCUCCCUCCACACCAAUGGUCUCAGCCACAAGGGAAACGCCCAUCAGUCAGGCUGGAGGCAGCAGAAGCAGGUCAGUGACGUGGUGGACUAUGCUGGUCUCCGGAGUCCAGGAUGGAGACGGGAUGGUGCUCAGAGCUUCAGAGCCCCUCAAGUUCACAGUCUCUCCUUCUCAUCAACUCAGCAUCAGCAUCUCUACAAAUCCAACAGCGUGAACUAUCGGGGACACACAGACAGCUGUGACGUCGUCCCUCCUACCCCAGCCUUCCCAGUGUCUCCUCCGACGCCCUACGUGAAACAUUUCUCAGAGUUUUCCCAGCUCAGAACCGCCAGGCAGUUGGACCAACACAGCUGGACACAAGAUUCCCGCAGUUUCCUGGACAGCAUGAACCACGGCGGCGGCUCCACAGAAGGAGAUCUGUUCAGGUCGGAGGUGUCGGUGACUCCUGCUUCCUGUCAGAGGAUCUUUGACUCCAUGUGCUCUGUGUCAUCAGAGAGCCCCCUCCCCCACACUGACAGCUCCACUCCUCCUCCUCGGACUCCAAACUCCCUGAACUCACCGUACCCUCGCCAGCCCUCGCCUCCUCUCUCCCUCAGCACUCCCAAUGCCCACAGCUCCCCUCGGGGGACUCUGAAAGGCCUCGGUGGGGGAGACAGGGAGACGGACAGCACAGACUUGUCCUCGUUGUUGGGGAACGGCGGCCUGGAGCACAGCCUGCUCGAGGCCAUGGAGGGCCUCGGGAGUCUGAACCUCGGGGGACACCGGGGCCUCCCUCCACUGCUGCCUGAGAAGAGGAGAGGAGGCGAGGGGGGAGAGUUCAGCUCCCACUCCCCCUCUCUAAGCGGGUUUUCCAGCCCUCACAGUGGCAGCAGUAUCAGCAUCCCGUUCUCGUCCCCCAUAACUCCUGACCCCCUCAGAGGACUCAGUGGGGCCCCGUCCCCUGGAGCAGACUUCGGGAGUAAGCAGGACACUGUAAAGUUUGUGCAGGACACUUCCAAGUUCUGGUACAAGCCCGACAUUUCCAGAGACCAAGCCAUCGCGGUGCUGAAGGACAAAGAGCCGGGCUCGUUCAUCGUCAGAGACAGUCACUCAUUUCGUGGGGCGUACGGGUUGGCCAUGAAGGUGGCCACGCCGCCGCCGUCUGUGUUACAGCAGAGCAAGAAAGGAGACCUGUCCAAUGAGCUGGUGAGACACUUCCUGAUUGAGUGCACGCAGAAAGGAGUCCGUCUGAAAGGCUGCCCCAACGAGCCGUACUUUGGAAGUCUCACAGCUCUGGUUUGUCAACACUCCAUCACCCCUCUGGCUUUGCCCUGUAAACUCAUCCUGCCUGACAGAGUCGCUCUCAGAUCUCGCUGUGUUUCUGCAGACCCGUUGGAGGAGCUGAAUGACUCGUCUGCGCAGACGUCGACAAACUCAGCGGCUGAACUCCUCAAACAGGGCGCAGCGUGUAACGUGUGGUACCUCGGCUCUGUGGCGCUGGAGUCACUGACGGGACAUCAGGCGGUUCAGAAGGCGACCACGCUGACGCUCUCCAUGGACCCGCCACCGGCGUCCACCGUCGUCCACUUCAAAGUGUCGGCUCAGGGGAUCACGUUGACUGACAACCAGAGGAAGUUGUUCUUCAGGAGACAUUACGCAGUGAACACGGUCAUCUUCUGCUCUCUGGACCCGCAGGGCAGGAAAUGGACAAGAGACAGCGGGUCCACUGCAAAGAUCUUUGGAUUUGUAGCCAGAAAAUCUCAGAGUGAGACUGAAAAUAUGUGCCAUCUGUUUGCUGAACAUGACCCCGAGCAGCCGGCCAGCGCCAUCGUCAACUUUGUCUCCAAGGUCAUGAUUGGGUCACAUAAUAAGAAGUGAGGAGAGAGACUCGCUGCAGAGGGAAGAAGAACACAGACUGGAGAUCGAACUCCGACAGCAACUUUUCCUCCCAAGAGCCAAAAACCUGCAGGUCCUGGUCCCAUCAGUCCAUCCUGCAAGGAUAAACUGGUUUAUUUUGUACUGAGUGCACUGCAGGAGGCUGCCACCAGGGGGAGCCAUGACUUUCAUGACUUUUUCAACUUAAAGUCGUCAUCGGGAGCCUCUUACUCCUCUCAGAUGCGUCCUUGGACAUUUGGAUAAACUUUGUAUAAAAUCGGAGUCACUUUCCCUUCAGACGAUCUAGUAAGGAAACUGAAUCUGGUCACAUGUCAGACUUACUCUACAUAUCACACUUUGACAUUUAACUUCUGAUUCAACUUGGAGAACAUACCAGAUAUUCUGCACAUAUUUUAAAAAAAUGACUAAAACCCUGAAACAUUUUCUUUUGUUGUUAUAAAUGUGUAAAUCGGGUUUUCCUCUGCGCAAACCGCAGGACCGUUUUUAGACGUUAAAGCAAAGUCAGCAACGUGGUCGCCUUGUACUUCAGAUGGAUUUAUUGUGUUGUGUUUAUUUUAUUUAUCCCUUUUUACAGAUGUCUGAACAUCCUUCUUUUUCCUAAAUAUACUUGUCAUAUAUUUUUGUAUAUUAACAACUACUGUACAUUAGGAUUAAACUCAGUGUACCUUAA
This is a messenger RNA of Scatophagus argus, 5268 nucleotides long. RefSeq names its product tensin-3 (gene tns3.2). Lineage: Eukaryota; Metazoa; Chordata; Actinopteri; Scatophagidae. Gene Ontology annotation, biological process: protein dephosphorylation. The coding region runs from base 1116 to 4580 and encodes 1154 amino acids. Gene Ontology annotation, molecular function: protein binding; protein tyrosine phosphatase activity. The record is from RefSeq and is a predicted model, not a curated record. The transcript is spliced from 24 exons.